Messenger RNA from Rosa chinensis, 3020 nucleotides. RefSeq lists its product as uncharacterized. Lineage: Eukaryota; Viridiplantae; Streptophyta; Magnoliopsida; Rosales; Rosaceae. The transcript is spliced from 4 exons. The coding region runs from base 598 to 2748 and encodes 716 amino acids. The record is from RefSeq and is a predicted model, not a curated record.
AUAGGAGAUGCGGGCUUUUUCAACUUUGGGCUAUGUAACUCAAAAACACAAAAUUCGAGUCCUCAAGAUGAGGUUAGUGGGAAUGUGACGCAUACGCACAAUUCACAUUUCCAUCCAUCCUCUUCAUUAUCAACAAACAAAAAAACAAAUCAAAAAUAAACUCUCACCACCUGGUAAAAACUAUUAUAUUCAAAGCAAGCUGAUCACAGGAAACCAAAGAAAAAUUGACUGUUAAUCUCCAUUUCCAACCGGAGGAGGCUCUGCAAAAACGGGAGGAGGGAGCUAGGGUUAUCAGAUUCGGCUUCUGAGGCUGCUUGAUCUGCAAUUGAAAAACAAAGACACUUACUGCUUGGGUUUGGAUUUGCAAAACCCCCCCCCCCAAAAUCCAAGAACCCAACAAGUCGGAAUUCUUUGAGCUGUUUCCUGCAAAUUUCGAAUCUUUACAUGGAAAUCUGGAAGAAAAAAAGGAAAGAUUAGUUCUUUUCAUGGUGGGUAGGUGUGACAAACCCCAUUUCAGCUGAAACCCUUCAUUUUUUUUUCCCCCAAAAGGACCCCAAAAUCUUUGAAUCAAAGAUAUUUGUGACCCGAAUAACAAACAUGCACGCGCGCCACCGCAAUCCCGGAAAUGGGUACCGGUCUAAUUCCAUGGGUAUGGACCGUAUCGGAAUGGGUCGGAUCUCGCCGGAGGGCUCACUCCGCGGCCAUGGCUAUUACAACAACAACUCCGACCCCCCUCACCGCAACAACAACAACAACAACAGCUUCAAUCGCGGCUUCGGCCGGUCGAAAUCUUUCCAGCCGCCGCCACCUCCGCCGCCGCCGGCGGCUCCGCCGCGAAAGGGGGACGUCUUUAUGGACGCGGGCCGGAUGGCGGCGGAGUAUCUGGUGGCGCAGGGGCUGCUGCCGGCGAGCGUGCUGUCGGCAAAGUGGCAGAAGAAGCAGCAGGUAGAGUUUGAGGGUGAUCACAUGAGAGAGGAGGGGAGGACGUCGGCGCUUUCCCGAUUAGGAAAUGUUUCGGAGGGAGGAGGGUACAGAAGAGGAAGGUUUGGAGGUGUGGAUGAGUUCAGUAGUAAUGCGAGGAAUAAGGGGAGGAGGAGGAACCGGGGCGGCGGGUAUGGGUCGGAUACCCGGCCCGAUUGGUAUGGGAGGAGUGGGACGUUUUCGGAUAGGCAUAGUAGGGCUUCUUCUGAGUGUGAGGAUGAUUCUGCUUCUGGGAGGCAUGAGGAGCACAAGGUGGGGAGAGAUGUUGGGAAUGCAAGGGAGAGUGAGGAUGCAGUGGAUUCGGAGACAAAGGAGGAUAUGAGCUCGAAGCCGAGUUCUUCUGGUGCAAAUGGGAGUGACGGAGUUGUUGUUGGAGUAAAUGUGGAGCCCAACAAGGUGAAUGAUGUAGAGAUGAAGGAUAAGGAUUGUGGCAAUGGUGAUGAAACUGAGAAACAGAGUGUUGUGGAGGAGUUGCCGGCUCAGGUUAAGGCCGAUGGAGAGGGGGAUUUGGGUGGUAGGAAUGGCACUGAUUUGUUGAAACUAUGCAAAUUCGCCAAGGUGCCUACUAGAAUUCGCUCGGCAUUGACUACUAGGGGUUUGAAGGUUGAUCCACUUCCAAUUAUCCAAGAGGGAAGCACGUUGUCUGACAUUGGUCUGCAACCGGGAGGAUCAUCUCAAGGUUUAAUCGAAAACCGUUCUCUUGAUGUUGCCUCAGGUACCCCAGUAUUAGAUAACUCUCAUUAUGUUGAUCCUGAAACUUCUAAAGUUGAGUCCAGUCAAUCUGUUGAGAAUUUGGUAGAAUUAGGUUCUGGAUUUGGUAUUGAGCAGAAUAAGUUUGAAAGGUCCCAGUCAUUACCAGAUAGAGCUUUUAAGCGUGAGAAUGAACAAGAAUUGAUUCAAGGGCCAGCAGGGCUUAGGAGUUUUAGCUUUGCAGUUAAGGAAAGAGGUGAGAAGAGGGCUUUAGAAGAUCAUGAUAAGCAGGUGGAAGCAAAAAAACCAAGAGAAUGGCGUCCCUACGCAGAGUCAGAUGAUUGUUUCCAAAUUUCCAAUUUGAGCGAAAAGAAAGCAAGUCCAUUGGAGGACAACACUUCUCCUGCUGAGAAAGUGAUUGUAGCUGUUGAUCAUGACAGCUCAAUGGGAAAUGAUUCCCAGUUCCGAAAAGAUGGAGCUGAAAUUUGUGUCGAUUAUAUGCAAGAGAAGCAGCUUUUUCCUAAUUCAUUCGACCUUAAUCUCAUGGAGGUUAGCGAUGCACAUGAGAGUCGUGAUAGUAAUUCUGUAAUAAACUACACGGAUGUCUCUGGAGUGAAAAAAGAAGCAGCGCCGGUUGAUAUUGACUUGUCAAUGAGUAACUGCAAUAUGUCUCGUGAGAGCAGUAGACGCCCUGUGGAUGUCAAAGGGAUAGAAGUAAUUGAUUUAGAAAAUGACUCUAUUCCUGAAGACAAGGCCUUCAAUAAUGCGGAAAGAAAGACAGGGGCUGAAUUUAUACCUCUAGAUGGCUUUUCCAACCAACCACAGAACUCUAGUGAUAUCCCCGAUGGCCAAGAUGGUUAUGGGCUAAUGAUCUCGGAGUUGCUGGGAAAUGAUUUCCCUACUUGUUCUUCAGUACCGGAGGAUCUUACUCCAAUGCCUAACGAUAUUGGUCUUCCUAAUGCAGAGGGGACUCUUGCAGAUGAUGAUUCAAUAUAUAUGGCUCUGGGCGAAAUACCAUUAACCUUCAUGAGUCCCUGGGAGCAGCCACCCCCGCAAGAGUAUGAGAAGCCCUUUUGAUCCAGCUAAUUACAGAACUUCUCAGAUGCAUGAUCCGGUAUGCUUAGAAUUGGUCAUUGGUGGUCCUUUUUAUCCAUUAUUAGCUCUAUCAAGUGGUUAGCUUCCUUUGAUUUGUUUGAUUUGCUUAUAGAGGAUGCGAGUAGAUCUUCCCCUGUUAGGAGGUUCAAGAAUGUUGUAUGCUUUUAAUUUUCUGUUAUGCUUUGUUCUCAAAUGGAAACUGUAAUCAUCUUGACUGGCAGAAAUGGUUGAAGAAUCCAUUUGUUACUUCUCUA